Messenger RNA from Spirometra erinaceieuropaei, 720 nucleotides. The record is from the annotation of a GenBank genome assembly. Lineage: Eukaryota; Metazoa; Platyhelminthes; Cestoda; Diphyllobothriidea; Diphyllobothriidae.
AUGCCAACGGACAUUCCGGGCACGAAUCGGACUUGUUGGACAUCUUCGGAUCAACUGCACCUCUCGAACUGCUCCAGCCAUCGUCCCCCGCCCGCCUCUUCCUCGUCCUCUCUGCCGCCAACUAACUCUGACACUCCUCCUUCACCACCACUUCCAUCCUCCUCCUUCUCCUCCACUGCCCCAGCGGCGGCCGUUCAGACUGCCGUCUCACACAUCACAUACCCCGAGACAAUAACCGCCACCACCCCCACCUCUCCCGAUUCCAGUGAUGAGGAUCAGGAUUACACCUGCCCUCACUGUGACCGCACCUUCACCUCACACAUCGGCCUGGUCGGUCACUUGCGAAUCCAUCGUACAGAGGCUGGUGAACCAGUGCCUGGAGCACCAACCUACACCCACCGCAUUCGCCUCCACUGCCCACACUGCACUCGCACCUUCCGGCAUCGCAUGGGCCUAUUCGGCCACAUGCGCAUCCACGAGAGCGGAAUUGACCACAAUUCCGAUACAGCCACGGCAUCCAACACAUCCACCACGCCCAGACCAAUCCUCGCUCCACCGUCACACGCGCCGAUAACCACCACCGCCACCACCUCUAACACCACUGCUUCCUCAGCAGCUGACACCGACACCGCCGACCUCUCAUGCCCACACUGCCCUCGCACCUUCACGCAUCGCAUGGGUCUAUUCGGCCACAUGCGCAUCCACGACGACCUGCGGUAG